This is a messenger RNA of Acanthocheilonema viteae, 339 nucleotides long. NCBI's taxonomy places the organism in Eukaryota, Metazoa, Nematoda, Chromadorea, Rhabditida, Onchocercidae. The record is from the annotation of a GenBank genome assembly.
AUGGAUAUGCUCAAAGAUUUUCAAAAUCGACAGAAAAGUUGCCUCGAAGAGAACUGUAAAAGAGAAGAACAAAAAUUGGCUGAGCGCACUUCAAUAAGAAAAGCAGUCAUUGAGAAAAAGAUGGAAGAGGAGAAGGCAUCUUUGGAGACUGAGCGUCAGAAAACGCUAAAAGCAAUAGAGGAGAAGCAUCGUAUUGAAAAAGCAGCAUUUUUUGAUGAUGAACAAAAGGCGCUGAAUGAACACACUCAGCAGAUGUCUUCAUCUGCUUCUCAGUUUAGUUCACAAGACACCUUGUGCUCAAUUUCAUCAAAUCUUCAUUCUCUAGCCACAAAUUCUUAG